AUGCACUCCCAGCUGCAUGCCCCGUCCCUCCUAGGUCUCUUCGGUGCCCUCCUGAUGCUGUGUCCGGAGCAGCUACUGGGGAACACCGAGGUUCUUUCCGACUUGCCCAUCAAUGCUCCGGGGGUGCGUAACGUCCUUGUCUUCGCCGUGGAACAAUACAACAAGGACAAAAUUGACGAUGGCAACUAUUACAAGCUAAAGUAUGUUUUAAAGAUUCAGUCACCGGUGACUAAUCGGAACAAAUACUGUCUUAUGGUGCACAUGGUUAAAACAGAGUGUGAAAAGACAUCGGAAAAGAGUUAUCGCGAGAUCCAGAAAUGUACAGGUCUUCCAGGGCUCUCAAACAACCCAGCCUGCUUCUUUAAAAUUAUGGUUGGUUCUUCGCCGAACAAUAUGAACUUGGCAAUGACCGCCUGUUCCACAACUUUACGCCAACCUCCGCAUAACCUCUUCUGCUCAGGAUAA
Thamnophis elegans (Western terrestrial garter snake) is the source of this 465-nucleotide messenger RNA. RefSeq names its product cystatin-1-like. The transcript has 3 exons. Lineage: Eukaryota; Metazoa; Chordata; Lepidosauria; Squamata; Natricidae. Bases 1 to 465 code for a protein of 154 amino acids. The record is from RefSeq and is a predicted model, not a curated record. Gene Ontology annotation, molecular function: cysteine-type endopeptidase inhibitor activity.